CAUUUGCACACUGGCUUUAGACCUGAGCACACCUACGAUGGCUACUGGUGGACCACACGUGGACAACCUGGAGGUAUUUUCAGACAUACUUAAAGUUGAAUUUGAACAAAAGAAUGAGCUUUUACAAAGAGACUUACGAGAUCUGGAAGCCAGAAAACUACUUUUUGGUGACCAGAAACGCGACUUUCAACAAAUGGUGGAUGCGUUUGAGAAAAAGAUAGCUUGCAUCAGGGAAAGUCUCCGGAAGGAAAAAGAUAAACUGGAAACAAAAACACAGGAUCUGGAGAAACGAGAACGUCACUUUGAGGAUCAACAAAAGAAACUAACGAAUCACGUUGAUGAACUAAAGACAAACUCUCAGGAAGGAAGAGAUCAUUUAGUUUCAACUCAGUUUCUCGACGAACACAGAGUAAAGAUUGAGCUGGAAGACAGGGAACAGCAGAAACAAGGACAAGAAAUUCAGGAUGAGUGGAAUAAGAUUAAAGAAACUCAAAUUGCUAAUUGUGAGUCGAACGAAAACUUCAAUGAGACAAAAGAGGAAGUCGGAGAUUUAUGGAAAGCUUUACAGGAAAGCAAAGAGAGAUCAACAGAAGAAAUUAAUAACCUGAAAAGAGAUCUGGAAAGACAGAAAUUAGAGUUUAUUGAAUUUAAGGAACAAACAGAAAGGGAGUUAACAGCAGAGAAGCAGACUCUCCGCGAUGAGAGGGAGCGUUUAAAUGCUGGGAAAAUGACUCUACAGAACCAGAUCGUUGAGUUUGAGCAGAAACAGACCGAAUCAGAGCAGAUCAGACAGAUUCUGCUCAAAGAGAAACUAGAUGUUCAACUUCUGAGAGAAAAUCUGCAGGAGGACAAAAUGGAGUUUGUGGAAACAGCAGAAGAAAUCCAGAAAGAUUUCAACAAAAGUCUAAACGAUUUGAAGGAGAAGCUGGAAUUUCUGAGUGUUGAGAAGAGAAGUCUGGAGGAAGAGAAGCAACGUUUCCUGAUGACUAAGUCAGAAUCAGAGAUGGAGCAAGGGAGGAUUUACGAAAUCCUCCAGGAAGAAUUAGACAAUUUGCAUCUGGGAAAACAAAGUCUGGAAACACAAGUGACGGACUUUAGGGAAGAAAUUGCUGCAGCAGGUAAGAUCUUAGAAGAGAAGGAAACGGCUCUAGAAGAAGGGCUGGAGGGUCUGAGACUUCAGAGAGAAACUCUGGAGGAAGAAAAGACAAAUUUCCUGUUAACAAAGUUCAGAUGGGAGGAGGAGAAUGAAGAAAUACAGGCUUACCUCCAACAAGAGCUGAAAAGAUUACGAGCUGGGCAACAGAGUCUAGACAAACAGAUGACGGACUCUGAAGAGAGAAACAUAAAUCCAGAGCCGAUCAUUCAGGACAUCCAACGGGUUCUUCAGGAAGAGAGAGACCGUUUAGUAACGCUCCGACAAAACCUGGAGGAAGAGAAGCAACGUUUCCUGAUGACUAAGUCAGAAUCAGAGAUGGAACAAGGGAGGAUUUACGAAAUCCUCCAGGAAGAAUUAGACAAUUUGCAUCUGGGAAAACAAAGUCUGGAAACACAAGUGAUGGACUUUAGGGAAGAGAUUGCUGCAGCAGGUAAGAUCUUAGAAGAGAAGGAAACGGCUCUAGAAGAAGGGCUGGAGGGUCUGAGACUUCAGAGAGAAACUCUGGAGGAAGAAAAGACAAAUUUCCUGUUAACAAAGUUCAGAUGGGAGGAGGAGAAUAAGGCAAUACAGGCAAAAGAGCUGGAAAAAUUCCAAAUUAGGCAACAAACUCUCAUCAAACAGAUGACGGACUCUGAAGAGAGAAACAUAAAUCCAGAGCCGAUCAUUCAGGGCAUUCAAUGGGUUCUUCAGGAAGAAAGAGACUGUUUAGUAAUGCUCCCACAAAACCUGGAGGAAGAGGAACUAGAGUUUAUGGAAACAAGGGAAGCAGAAAAUCAUCUUUUAAAGGAGAAACAACGAGCUAUGGAAGAAGAGGUUGAACUUUUGACUCAAGAGAAAAUUAUUUUUGAAGCGAGAAUGGACGACACUGAUAAAAAAAUUGGAAGAAUUCUCCAGCUUUUUCAAGAGGACCAGAAACAUUUAGAUCAGAUCAGGCAGGAGCUGAAAGAGCAACCACAAGCGUUGGAACUGAACGCGGCAUCUUUAAACGUGGAAGACGAGCAGCCACCUGUGGAGGACGGGUCAGACAGUCCCACAGCUGCGUCUGAAGAUCUGGGGGAACGGAGUUUAGAAAAAACAAAGACAAAUUCAGAAGAGGAGCAUAAAGAAAAGCAUGAAUGCUUCCUAGAUGAGUUCCAGUAUUUAGAAGCUGGGAAUCAGAGUUUAGAAGAACAGAAGAUGGACUCUCAAGAGAACGAAAAAGAUUCAGCCCAGAUUCUUCAGGAGGCACAAACUCUGGCUGACCAUGUCUUGGGAACUGAAUACUCGUUAGGUACCCAGUACCUUGGUACCCAGCAGGGGGUUAGAGGGCACUUGUUACUUGGUACCCAAUACAGGGGCCCUGGCUACGCAGCAUGUCCUCAUAAUGAUGAAACACAAACGAUGGAACUGAGGGAAGAAAUGCAGAAAGCAUCUUUAAACGUGGAAGACGAGCAGCCACCUGUGGAGGACGAGUCAGACAGUCCCACAGCUGCGUCUGAAGAUCUGGGGGAACGGAGUUUAGAAAAAACUGUGAGUACCCAGGUACCCAGUGACGGGUACCCAACUGUUCCCGGUCUUCAUGAUGAUAACGAUGAGCUUCCAGAGAACCCCGGGCCUGUCCAUGGGAGCGCUGAAGAAGCCUGGGAGGCUGAAGAGCCAAGGCCUUCUACAUCUGGCCUAGGAUCCAGCUGGGACCAAUCCGACUUCUACUGGAGAUGUCUUCUUCCAGAACACCAAUGAAGAUCAGAAAAGCAUAUACAAGUGAAGUAGGGAGCUUGGGAGGGGCUUAGAUGUUUUAAAACUAGGAAACAGAGAAUUUUAAUCAGGAAAAUGUAAAAUUUUCAGAGAGAAGAAACUGAAUGGGUGAGAGUAGACACUGCAAACCUGCAGGAACAGGACAUGCAGGCGGAGGAAAUAAUACGAGCAGCCAAUCUAAAUUUAGUAAAUAGUAACACACAGUAACACGAGGGAUUAAAC
Messenger RNA from Nothobranchius furzeri (turquoise killifish), 3112 nucleotides. NCBI's taxonomy places the organism in Eukaryota, Metazoa, Chordata, Actinopteri, Cyprinodontiformes, Nothobranchiidae. The record is from RefSeq and is a predicted model, not a curated record.